UACACAGUCUGCUUCGUAUUUGAUGGCGACGCCUGCUCCAGCCUGCAUGUCGAAUGGGGCGGCACGGCGUUGAAGGCCCCCGAGCCGCUCGAGCCAGGAAACGCAGAUGGAGAACCUCGUCCAGGAUGGUCAAGCAUUCUCUCGAACUGCACAGUACUACACUGUCCUCUGGCAAUCAGCAUGUGUUCAGGGAGACAUUCUCCGAGGGAAGGCAGCCUUUGACUUUCUCUCCAAGUCACAGCUGCCGCGUGAGAUCCUGAAGCGAAUUUGGGACAUCGCGGACUGGCAGAAGCGAGGGCUGGCUUGGGAGGAAUUUGUCGUGACCCUGAAGCUCAUCUCAGCUGCGCAGAAGAAGCAACUGGUGUCGUUGGAACGAGUGCUAGAGACAUCAGGGCCGACUUCGAAGGUGAACAACACUCCGCCCAUUCAACCAUCCCCCUCAGCAGAAGUUGACAAGGAAUCCAAGUGGAGCCUUCUCUACGGGGAUGCUGAUCAACCUGGCGAUCUGAUGUGGUUGGUCUUGAGUUGUCAAAAGGAAAGCUGCUUGCUGCAGAUGGAUGGUUUCUACACGGUCACUAUCCGGUGAAGCACAUACUUUGGGGGUGGCCAUUCUGCAGGAGGAAUCUGUCGAGCCUUGUGCAGUAGCUUGACUUGAGCGCCCAAAAACAUUGGGUAGUGGCAGCUGGAAAUGGCAGAGCCCGUUUCGGACAAUCAGUCCAGGGACGCACUGUAUGAUUCGGGUGAGUCGCUAAUAAAAA
Cladocopium goreaui is the source of this 758-nucleotide messenger RNA. The record is from the annotation of a GenBank genome assembly. NCBI's taxonomy places the organism in Eukaryota, Dinophyceae, Suessiales, Symbiodiniaceae.